AUGGCGCCCAAGCCAGUUGCCAUUCCGCCUCCAAAUGGAAACCGUCGCCUCGAAGCCGUGCCAAUUCUCCUGUGGUCGCUUCUCAUCGUCCCAUCCCUCCUGGGCGUCUCGACCAUUGCGCCGGUAAUCAGACGCAUGCGCGAAGCGUCGCGUUACCAGUCCAAUGGCGUCACUGUCCCGUUACUCGACCGCUUCACAGGCAUCGACUCGUUAGACCAGAUUGUCGGGGACCUUGUCGCGUCCUUUGGCCUGCUUCAGUUCCGCCCAGACUCGCCUUACUACUGGCACGCAUUGGACUUUUUGGCACAAUUUGGUUCCAUUUACGCGGCUUUGCUUCUGGAGUCGUGUCGCCGCGCUCACGGGUCCCAAUUGCUGCUUUGGACCGUAUUGGGGAGUCUUUUGGCGCAGCUUACCACGGCAGGACUGCUUCUGCCCGUGUACUUUUACUUUCUACACGGAUCAACUACCUUGUCCAACUUGGUGGCCAGCAAGGGACCCGAGGAGCUCCGCGACUCGUCGGCUCUUGCUGUGCUGCCUGCCGUGGCCUUGUCCUUCUAUGUUCCUCACUUUGAAUCCUUCCUGGGCCCGGACUUCUCUGCACGACACUGGUGGAACUGGGUCUGGCAAUUGUUCGGGCUAUGGGGUGCCAUUCUGUUCCUGGGUUUCUCGGGCAUGCUCUGGACUUUGCGUCAACUGCUCCCCAUGAUGCCCACGAGCUUGUCCAAGCGCGUCAAGUUGCAUAAUGGGCUGAAAUCUACACGACUGACGGCAGUUUGCCUGGGCAUGGUCAAUGUAGGCACCUAUUGGUAUGUCCUCAUGAGUUCGCAUUACUCGUGGAGCGAGGUGUACGUGCCCAAAUACUUUUGGCAAUCCGCAGCAGACCCUGGCGCCGCCUUGGGCACACUUCUCCAAUUCGACUAUAUUUGUGUUUUUGGCUCGGCCCUGACGUGGCUGGGCUACCAGUUCCGAGAACUGAAGACGGCCGGAUUAAUAGAAACCAGUUGGGCCAAAAUCACCAGUCUCGGUCUCUUUGUAGGUGUACUUUUUGGGCCUGGAAGUCUGUGGUGGGUAGCCUGGCUGAUGAGAGAGGAAAUCCUCACUUCGCUGCGACCUCGACGGGAGCCAAGGAAGAACGACUAG
Molecule: messenger RNA, 1140 nt
Organism: Metarhizium robertsii ARSEF 23
Lineage: Eukaryota; Fungi; Ascomycota; Sordariomycetes; Hypocreales; Clavicipitaceae
Exons: 2
Coding region: 1-1140 (379 amino acids)
Source: RefSeq, a predicted model, not a curated record